AUGUCGCUGUGGCUGGAACAAGCUUUGACUGCUUACUUUCAGGCUUUUGGACUGGCCUGUGGCUGGAGCUCCAGUCGGUUGGGUCGUCUACUGGGCAGUAGUUUCCUUGUGUUAAUUGUGAUCGAAAUGACCCGUGAAGUAGUGUGCUACUUCAGGGAAGAACUACCGACUAACGAUAUAAUAUCGAUGUAUUUCGUGAAAACCAUUCAAAGUGUUAAUGUUGUGUACAAAAUGGUGCAUGGAUGGUUUGCCUUUAUGGCCAUUUUUGAGUGUCGGCGAGUUCGUCGACUGCUGAAGCAAUUGCCUCUAACUGGGGGAACUGCCUUCAUAUAUAGACAUCUGAUCUUGGAGCUGAUCCAACUUGCUUGUAUUAUAGUCAUAGUCUACUAUGAGUACAGCAUUGGUGGCUUGUAUCUGGAGAAUCUGCGGUAUGCCUUCAGUCUCCAGGCAGUUCGUGCUCGCUAUCUGCAAAUGAUUCUGCUUGUGAAACGAUUGGACGACCAGCUGGAACAGCUGCAUCUCAGGAUGAUGUAUGGUUGCACGGAUUACAAAACCCUCCGAUCGGAUUUCGCCCAGUUGGUCAAAAUGUCGCGUUCGUUGUCGAAACUUUUUGGCCUUUCCUUGCUCCUGCUGAAUAUCCUUUGCUUGGCCGACUGGAUCAUCGUUUGCAAUGUGUACUUCAUGGUGGAACACCUCAAGGCAUUGCAGGGCACCUGGUUUGUGUUCGCCCAGGCGAUGUUCGUAGUGGUUCCCACUAUAAUUAAAAUCUGCACCAUCUGUGCCACCUGCCAUCGAUGUGUCGCAAAGUCCAAGAACCUGCUGAAGCAACUGAAGGAUCGUCCAGGACAGACACCUGCGGAAAGAAGUCAAAUCGAGGGUUUCGCCCUGCAGAUCAUGCAGGAUCCCAUUCAGUUCAAUGUCUGCGGUAUUUACCACCUCAAUCUGCAGACCUUAGCAGGGAUGUUCUUCUUCAUUCUGGAGGCCCUGGUUAUAUUCCUGCAAUUCGUGUCCCUCAUCAGGCCGCAGGCCAUGGACAAAUAA
Messenger RNA from Drosophila ficusphila, 1041 nucleotides. RefSeq names its product putative gustatory receptor 9a (gene Gr9a). The record is from RefSeq and is a predicted model, not a curated record. Gene Ontology annotation, cellular component: neuronal cell body; dendrite; membrane. Gene Ontology annotation, biological process: sensory perception of taste. NCBI's taxonomy places the organism in Eukaryota, Metazoa, Arthropoda, Insecta, Diptera, Drosophilidae. The transcript is spliced from 3 exons. Bases 1 to 1041 code for a protein of 346 amino acids.